Molecule: messenger RNA, 4213 nt
Organism: Scleropages formosus (Asian bonytongue)
Lineage: Eukaryota; Metazoa; Chordata; Actinopteri; Osteoglossiformes; Osteoglossidae
Product: cadherin-6-like
Exons: 12
Coding region: 296-2692 (798 amino acids)
Biological process (GO): multicellular organism development; homophilic cell-cell adhesion; cell-cell junction assembly
Cellular component (GO): plasma membrane; adherens junction; catenin complex
Molecular function (GO): calcium ion binding; cadherin binding; beta-catenin binding
Source: RefSeq, a predicted model, not a curated record
UGUUGCUCGGAUGUAACGGGACGGUACAGCAGCCAAGGCAAGAGUGUGGGCGAAGAGAGCACAAGCCAGCUGCGAAGCCAAGCUCUUAGCAGAGAGAGAGCGUGUGUGCGCUGUUAUUUCAACUGCAGCGGACUUAAGGAACAACGUUUGCAGAGGACUGCUAACUGGGUUAUUUAUUGGGUGAUCUUGGAUCCCACCACCAAACAGAAACAAAGUCAGGGGACUAUGAAGGCAGACCAUAUUUCUCUGACCAAACACAAAAGUGUGGUUAGAUAAGAGUAAAAGGCCUAAAACAAUGGAUACAAUAAGACCUUACCUGCUUUUCGUGAUCUGGGUUUUGCUGCCAUGCCAUGGGGGAAGCAUGGUAUUUUUCAGAAGUUCUGGUGAAGAGGAGUCAAAAGUCUCAGGAGGAACCAGAGCAGGAACUGGAGCAGCCCUGAGGCGAUCCAAGCGUGGCUGGAUGUGGAACCAGUUCUUCUUACAAGAAGAGUACACUGGAACUCAAAAACAGUAUGUUGGCAAACUGCAGUCUGACUUGGACAAAGGUGAUGGGACUGUGAGGUACAUUCUCUCUGGUGAAGGAGCAGACUCCAUAUUCACAAUAGAAGAAAACACGGGCAAUCUGCAUGCCAUCAAGAAACUGGACCGUGAAGAGAAAGCUGACUAUCUGCUUCGUAUUAGGGCUGUCAACAGGACAACUGGCUUGGGCAUAGAGCCAGAGACAGAAUUUAUGGUCAAAAUCCAUGACAUUAAUGACAAUGAGCCAAAGUUUUCAAAAGAAUUAUACACCGCAAGUGUUCCUGAAAUGUCACCUGUUGGCACCUCGGUGACUCAGGUGACUGCCACAGAUGCUGACGACAGUUCUUAUGGAAACAGCGCCAAGCUGGUUUAUAGUAUCCUGCAAGGGCAGCCUUACUUUUCUGUCGACUCAGACACAGGUAUCAUAAAGACUGCUCUUGCCAACAUGGACCGUGAGAAGCGAGAACAUUACCACGUAGUGAUCCAGGCCAAAGACAUGGCGGGCCAGAACGGGGGCCUUUUUGGGACCACCACAGUCAACAUCACGCUGCUUGAUGUCAAUGACAAUCCUCCGAAAUUCCUUCAGAGUACAUAUCAGUUCAGCAUCCCUGAGUCGAAAGGGACAGGGUCAGAAAUUGGCAGAAUCAAAGCCACUGAUAUUGAUAUUGGUGAGAAUGCUGAGAUGGACUACAGUGUCAUCGGUGGAGAUAUACCAGACCAGUUUGAAAUCAGAACUGACAAAGCCACCCAGGAAGGUGUCAUCAUAGUGAAGCAGCCUCUGGACUAUGAGAAAAAGAAGGAGCACACAUUGCAUGUGCAGGUGGAGAACUCAUAUCCAGACCCAUCCUUCCACCAUAACAGUCCCUUUCAGGACACAGCGUCAGUGAAGAUUUAUCUGGAGGAUGUAGAGGAACCCCCUGUAUUUGAGCGCUCAAGCUACACUAUGGAGGUGAAGGAGGAUGCUGACCUCAGAAUUGUUAUUGGGUUCGUCAGUGCUACAGACCAUGAUGCCUUUCACAAUCCCGUCAGGUAUUCAAUAGAUACUCGGACUAAUGUGGACCAGCUUUUCAAUAUCCACGAAAGAAAUGGUUCAAUCUAUACCCAGAAAUUUCUGGAUCGUGAGGAAUCAGCCUGGCACAACAUAUCAGUAGUUGCCAGAGAGCUGGGAGCUGAGCCAAAGACUGCAGGCACACAGCAGUCAAGCCGUGUGCCGGUUUACAUCAGGGUGCUGGACGUCAAUGACAACGCCCCAGUGUUUGACACGUUCUACGAGGCAUAUGUCUGUGAAUAUGCAAAGGCUGGACAGACAAUACAGACAGUAAGUGCCAUGGAUAUGGAUGACCCAGUUGGUGGCCACCGGUUCACCUUCAAUAUGGCUCCUGAGGAACCUGCCCAAUCCAACUUCACUGUCCAAGAUCUUGGAGACAACACAGCCGCUAUCUUGACACGUCGCAGUGGCUUCAGUCGCCUGCAUGAGAACAUCUAUCAGGUUCAUGUAGUGAUAAAGGAUGGUGAUCAACCCGUGCAAAGCAGCACUAGCACAAUUCAGGUGCAUGUGUGUGCCUGCGACCAGGAUGGCAAUGUGGAACUGUGUAGCACAACAGCCCUAAUACAGACAGCUGGCCUCAGCACUGGUGCCUUGGUGGCCAUCCUGCUCUGCAUCAUCAUCCUCCUCAUGAUAGUAGUCCUUUUUGCUGCAGUAUGGAGGCAGAAGAAGAAGGACCCUCUGAUCAUCUCCAAAGAAGAUGUGAGGGACAACAUUGUUAGUUACAAUGAUGAGGGGGGUGGUGAGGAGGACACACAGGCCUUCGACAUUGGGACUCUGCAAAACCCACAGUCUGUGGAGGAGUGCAAGUUGCGCAGAGACAUCAUCCCAGAGGCACUUUACCCACAGGUCCGUCGGGCACCUGCCCCAGCACACGAAAACAAUGAUGUCCGAAUCUUCAUAAACAAAAAGGUAUAUGAAAAUGACAGUAGCCCCACAGCCCUACCCUACGACUCUCUAGCCACCUAUGCCUACGAAGGCAAUGGCUCAGUGGCAGAGUCACUCAGCUCUUUGGGAUCUGCCAAUAGUGACAGGGACCAGGACUACAAUUACCUCAAUGACUGGGGGCCAAGGUUUCGGAGACUGGCAGACCUGUAUGAAACUGAGGACUGCAAUAGGUAUUCCUGAAAAGAUUAGACAAUUAAAGAAACAAACAUGAAGAAAAUGAAGAAAAACAGGAACAAGGAAUCGAUUAUGGCACUUUUUGCAGUUGAUUGAAAAGUUGACAAAAAUGCAACAACCAUAUUUCAAGAAGUGCCCUUUUUUCAUUCAUUUCAUCCUAUUGGUGAGCGGGCAGUAACGUAGCCCAUCUGUUGUCAGUUCAGUGAUGUUUUCUGCAAGACACAUUUUUAGAAGUGGAAUUCUGUGUGAAACAUGUACAGUAAGGAUUACUUUAUUUUGUGCCCUCUUUAUAUAGCACCCCAAGUACAUGAUUGGUUGUUGUUGCCUUCCCAUCUGAUUUGUGGGCAAUUUUUUUUUGUUAGUUUUUUUAUGUAGAAUUCAUAAUAUUCAAUACUGAAAAACAUCAAGAAUUUUGCCACAGUUUCUGCCAGUUAUCUGCACAUUGUGAGUUCUGUCGGUUUGCUGAUAGUAUUCUAAGUGCAGUAUGAUUAAGUUUGCAUUUUGUAAUAAGGCAUUUCUAACAGUUUACAUGCCACUUGAAAAUGAUGGUUCAUUUAAAGCAGCUGUUUGAGACCAGAGUACCACUGGUAACAGAUAGGAAAGACACCCUUUCUGGCUUAUUUCUUUACAGUUCAACAGUCAGUAUAUUGAUAAUAGCUUUAUUUGAGGAAACAGCCAGGACAGAACUGAACUUUUUUCAUGUUAUAAUGGCCAAAGGAUAGCUAGACUGAUGCAGAAAAAUUGUUACCAUGUUGCCAUUUCUAUGCCCUGAGUUUACUGCUGAAGGAUCAUUAUUCUCAUUUGCUAACUAUAAAUGGGUUGUUUACUUAAUACUUUAUUGUUUAGAUUAUUAUUUCUUGCCAACACUUUAAUUUUUAAUUUUAUUAUUUUUUUUAAUCUUUUACAUAUUUUUUCUUCUUUUUUGUUACAUUAAAUUUGUCCUAUGUGUUUCUCUCAGGGUUGUGGACAUUUGCCUGGCCACAGUGAACCGGGGUAAAAUAGGAAACUUUUCUCCCAGCUGCCUGCUGUAUUUGUGCUGUAAUAAACAACAUUACAAUAUUACAGUUGGGAAAGAAACCUCACCAUGAAUCCCUCACAGGUGAAGAUGUUAUGUUUCCGAGAUUCUACUGUGUUUGUUAAUGGGAGAAAUAAUUGCUUGAGAAAUUCCACAGCACAAAUGCUGAGCAGCUGGGAUUAUGUUUUCUGCCUUUCGUAUCACUGUUAAAAUACCCAUUGUGCUCUGUCAGGCAGGAUAUCUGGAUGAGCUUGUAUUUAUACAAAAGUCUUCACAAUCUGGAAACGUACCAAACUUAGAGGAUUUGAUGUUUACCAGACAGCAUAUUUUUCACUAACAGAAAAAAGUAGAAAUAGAAUUUUUUUCUCUCUCUCUUCCCUUUUUACUCUUUUGCCAUACUUUGUUGCUGUGGUCUUCCCAAAGCAAAUUAAAAAGACAUAACAGACUAGUAAAUGUCACCAUUACUGGAUGAGAGAAGUUUUUAUUUAUUUAUUUAUUAUUAUUAUUAUUAU